AUGAAUUCUAGGGGGUUUUUCCGGUUGCUGAUUCUAUCAACCUUGUUCUGGCUGUUGGUACUCGAGUUGUUGAUAUUCUUCAACAGUACUACCUUCGGUGAUUUGAAAGAGUUCAUUUUUAAGCCAUAUAAGGAGAAGAUAAAAGAGUAUGAUGUUGGCCAAAGAAGUCAGCAUUGGGAUGAUGAUCGGAUAGCGAGAAUUCUUCAGGAGAAGGUGCGUGUGCAUUGCCUGGUUUAUUUGGACCCUUCGGACUACAAGUUUGGUCUUAUUAAGGCUGGACAUGCAAAUAAAACUUGGGGUCGUCGCUGUAAUCAUCUGACCAUUAUCGACCAAAGGGAGAUCUCUUUGCUGGAGGCAUACCACAGUAUUUAUAAGAAGUUCCACAAUGAGUUCGACUGGCUGCUGGUGGUUUACUUGGAUUCAUAUGUGAUUAUGGAGAAUUUGCGCCUCAUGCUGGCCCACUAUCGUCCAACCGAGGAGAUCUACUUCAGUGCCCAUCACGCCUUCUAUAUCUACGCCCAUGUGGGCAGGGUACCCAGCACCGAUUACAUUUUCAGUAGGGAGGCUUUGGAGCAGUUGGCCACCAGAAAUUGCCUCCGAAAUGAGGUUUUUCUCAGGGAGUGCUUGAAACGAAUGAAAAGGGGUCCCAGCGAUGCCCUCCAGCCAUUUAAUGUCCCGGAUGAGGUGAUCCCCUUUAGUUUGCGCAAUGAGUUCUGGCUCUGGCCCUGCGCCUUCCGAGCUGUCUACCAAAACCAGAGCUGGGAGAGUUGUUUUGGGGGAGCCGUACUUUUCCCGUAUUGCCGUUCCAUAUCGAUGCACAUCCUGGAGUUUGUGUUCUAUCACCUGCGACCCUAUGGCCACGUAAAUUCCCUGCCGGAACUUAAGUCCUCCAGUUUUGCCACAACAAUAGCAACGAGGCCAUUGAACGAUCGUGUGGCCAGGUAUUUGUAUCGGUCGGUAAGGAUAAUUUGCUUGAUAUUGACCUGGCCAAAGAAUUACAUGAGUGCCGUGAAGGCAAUUAGCGAAACGUGGAGUCGCCACUGCAAUCGUGUGGUAUUUUAUGGCAGUUCUUCCGAAACCAUCUUACCAGGCAUUGAGAUUGUGGGUCUGAACAUAAGUGAUGUGCGAAGUAAUUUGUGGGGCAAGACAAAGGCUGCCUUUCGACAUGCCUAUAUGCAUUAUGGUCACGAGGCGGACUGGUUCUACAAAGCUGAUGACGAUACCUAUGCUUUAAUGGAGAAUAUGCGAUAUAUGCUUCAAACACACUCACCCAAAUAUCCGAUUUAUUUUGGUUCCACCUUCCAGUUGUCGUCCAGCAUUUACAUGUCCGGAGGAGCUGGCUAUGUGCUCAGCAAAAUGGCCGUAAAGAAAUUGGUUGAGGGGGAAAGAAGUCAUUGUCAGCCAGGCGACAGAGGCACUGAAGACUGGGUGAUGGGCCAAUGCCUACGAAAGUUGAGUGUUAAGGCUUACGACUCCAGAGACGUUUAUGGACGACAUCGGUUCUUUUCGCUGACCAUGGAACACUUUCUCAUACCUGAUCAUGAUGAAGACAACUUUUGGCUGCAGAGAUAUCUUCUUCACCCAGCUGGAACGGGAAUUCAAUGCUGUUCAUCUUAUGCGAUAUCCACCCACUAUGUGUCACCCUACGAAAUGCACUUUCUGGAAACGAUUUUGUAUAAAGCACGACCAUAUGGUCUCAUUGCUGGGCAUCCUCCGUCAAGAACCCCAAGAAAAAAGCGAUUAAGGCAACAGCAGUUUAGGUUAUGAUACUAGUUUUAUUUAAUUUUAACAUUUGUUUGUAACUUCGUAACUUGUAAAUAAUUAAAAUGGCAUUUAUACUUAUAACUAAUAAUUUUU
Messenger RNA from Drosophila elegans, 1857 nucleotides. RefSeq lists its product as uncharacterized. Gene Ontology annotation, molecular function: N-acetylgalactosaminide beta-1,3-galactosyltransferase activity. NCBI's taxonomy places the organism in Eukaryota, Metazoa, Arthropoda, Insecta, Diptera, Drosophilidae. Gene Ontology annotation, cellular component: membrane. The record is from RefSeq and is a predicted model, not a curated record. The transcript is spliced from 3 exons. The coding region runs from base 1 to 1767 and encodes 588 amino acids.